Molecule: messenger RNA, 1848 nt
Organism: Sorghum bicolor (sorghum)
Lineage: Eukaryota; Viridiplantae; Streptophyta; Magnoliopsida; Poales; Poaceae
Product: putative receptor-like protein kinase At3g47110
Exons: 2
Coding region: 1-1848 (615 amino acids)
Molecular function (GO): protein binding
Source: RefSeq, a predicted model, not a curated record
AUGAUGCUGUUCACAAUUAGGUGCCUCAUGCUCCAGCUGCUGCUACUCUCCGCAGCUGCUUCCUCAUCUUCCACGGACUACCAUGGCGUCGACGAGGUAGCUCUUGUGGCUUUCAUGGCCAAGAUCUCCAGCCACUCUGGUGCACUGGCCUCCUGGAACCGGAGCACCAGCUACUGCAGCUGGGAGGGCGUCACCUGCGGCAGGAGGCACCGGUGGAGGGUGGUAGCUCUGAACCUCACUUCUCAGGGCCUCGCCGGCACCAUCUCCCCCGCCAUCAGCAACCUCACCUUCCUGCGCUCACUCAACCUGAGCUACAACAGCCUUCAAGGCGAGAUCCCUCCCAGCAUCGGCUCCCUCGGCCGCCUCCGCCGCAUCGACCUGAGCUUCAACGUGCUCACCGGAGUCAUCCCGAGCAACAUCAGCCGCUGCACCGGCCUCCGUGUGAUGGACAUCAGUUGCAACGUGGGAGUGCAGGGAAGCAUCCCAGCUGAGAUUGGCAGCAUGCCAUCCCUCAGGUUUCUAGCGCUGGCAAACAACAGCAUCACUGGAACCAUCCCGUCGUCUCUUGGGAACCUUUCCCGGCUGGCCGUCUUGUCCUUGAAAAGGAACUUCUUGGAGGGACCAAUCCCUGCAGGCAUCGGUAACAAUCCAUUUCUCAAGUGGCUUCAGCUCUCUGGCAACAGUCUCUCUGGCCUGCUCCCUCCUUCCCUGUACAACCUAUCAUCUGUCUAUUACUUCUUUGUGGGCAAUAACAAGCUGCAUGGCCGUCUACCAACUGACCUAGCGAAAACCCUUCCGAGCAUCCAGACAUUUGCGGUUCCAAAUAACCGAUUUACUGGACCUAUUCCGCCAUCGCUAACCAAUCUCUCCAGGCUCCAGAGUCUUCACGCCGAAUUAAAUGGUUUUAAUGGAAUUGUUCCUGCUGAAUUGGGCAGGUUGCAACAGCUUGAAGUGUUGACACUGGAAGACAACAUCUUAGAAGCAAAAAACGAGGAAGAGUGGGAAUUUGUUCAUUCUUUGACGAAUUGUAGCAGAUUACAGCUACUGAACAUUGGAGCGAACAGAUUUUCAGGGAAGCUGCCAGAUCCGUUGGUUAAUCUGUCUAUUAAUCUCCAGUGGCUGCGGAUUCAAAACAACAGCCUAUCCGGCGUCAUCCCAUCAGAUAUUGGAAAUUUGGCAGGUCUUGAGAUGCUUGAUUUUAGCCACAACUUACUCACUGGGGUCAUUCCUCAAAGCAUCGGAAAGCUUACACGACUGCAUCAGCUAGGUCUCUAUUCAAAUUACCUCUCAGGACAUCUACCAUCCUCCAUCGGGAACCUUUCAAGCCUACUUCAACUCUAUGGAGGCAGCAACAGCUUUGAGGGGCCAAUUCCACCAAGCAUUGGAAACUUGAGCAAACUUUUAGGCCUAGAUUUUUCAAAUAGCAACCUUACUGGAUUGAUUCCUAAUAAAAUUAUGGAGUUGCCAUCGAUCUCAAUGUUUCUAGAUCUGUCCAACAACAUGCUGGAGGGACCACUUCCAUUAGAAGUCGGUAGUUUGGUACAUCUCGGAGAGCUCUUCCUAUCAGGAAACAAUUUGUCAGGUGAGGUACCUGAUACUAUUAGCAACUGCAGGGUCAUGGAAAUCCUCUUAAUGGAUGGAAAUUCAUUCCAAGGAAGCAUACCUGCUACGUUUAGGAACAUGGCAGGCUUGACCCUGCUUAAUUUGACAAACAAUAAAUUGAAUGGAAGCAUCCCUGGCAACCUGGCUAUGCUUACCAACCUACAGGAGUUGUAUCUUGGACACAACAAUUUAUCUGGAACAAUCCCAGAACUUUUAGCUCCAUCUACCAAAAUGCCCAAGCUUUAG